This is a messenger RNA of Danaus plexippus (monarch butterfly), 15489 nucleotides long. RefSeq names its product low-density lipoprotein receptor-related protein 1B (gene LRP1). NCBI's taxonomy places the organism in Eukaryota, Metazoa, Arthropoda, Insecta, Lepidoptera, Nymphalidae. The record is from RefSeq and is a predicted model, not a curated record. The transcript is spliced from 76 exons. Gene Ontology annotation, molecular function: calcium ion binding; protein binding. The coding region runs from base 409 to 14505 and encodes 4698 amino acids.
AUCUGUGUCAGUUUAUUCAAAGCUGUCGUGAGAAUCGAGCGUAUUUAGCGUCGAGCUCUCCGAGUGCUUUAUUUAUGUUUUUAUCGAGUGCCGGAACAAUAUUUGAAAAUAGAAUAUUUUCGAUAUUAUAAAAAUACAAUAUUUUUUUUGUAAUAAUUAUUAUUUCGAUACCUAAGGUACGUUAUUUAUAUAGGAAAAUAACUCGAAUGGAUUGUUAAAUUAUGUGUAGCUAUAAGAAACCGGGAUAGUGUAGCUGCUACAGGUUGAUGCGUAAAGAUAGGAAUUUUGGCUAAGUGCGCUAUUUGUGUUAAGUUGUGCGUAGUGAAUAUUUUUGAAUAUUUGUUUACACGGUGCGUUGUCCUUUUAUUUGAUAUGUGGGGUCUAAACUAAGGGACUCUAGCUGAUAAAAUGACGCCGGUUGAGGCUGGAGCCGCCCUGCUGAUUCUGUUAGCGGCGGCUCUUACCUCCGCCGAUUGGACUUUAAUGUAUCCCGGUAUCCCGCGGGAGGGUUUACCCGCUGACACCGGGGACGACUUGACCUGUGAUCCGACGCAGUGGCCCUGCGCUGACGGGUCGCGCUGUCUGCCGGCCUCCUGGCGCUGCGACACACGACCACACUGUCCAGAUGCCUCCGAUGAGAUCGACUGCGUGUGGAACACGACCUGCGGCGCUGGGCAGUUCCGUUGUGUGAACAGCGGUCUCUGUGUGGCGGCCAGCUGGCGCUGUGACGGUGACCCAGACUGCGGUCCACACGACUCCUCAGACGAAGACCCCUAUAUGUGCCAGAAGGACUUCAAGUGUCCAGGAGGCCAGGCCCGCUGUGCCACAGCUGAGGAAGGGCAGUUCUUGUGCGUCGCGGUGGCGCACUUCUGUGAUGGAAUACGACACUGCACCGACGGCUCCGACGAGUGGGAUAUAUGUGACAACUUCACGGAGUCGUCAUGUUCCGCCCUGGGCUGUCCCUGCCGGCCCACACACGAGGGGUACAAAUGUUCCUGUGCGCCCGGGUACGAACACAACGGGCGAACAUGUGUCGACAGCGAUGAGUGUUCAUGGGAGGGCACGUGUACUCAGCGCUGCCGCAACACGGCGGGCUCUUACGUGUGCUCGUGUGUGACGGGCUACGCUCUAAGCCCUGAUAACAGCUCCUGCGAUCCUGAUUCAUCAUCACCGUAUGCGUCGCUGAUGGUCGCGAGUCAGUUAGGCGUACACCGACAGGCUCUACACCCUGCUACCACCGACGCCACACGGCCUGCGCUGUCCGUGCGGGCGUUGGACAUGCUGUAUAGGAACAGGUCGGUGUGUUACAUCCACAACAACAUGAGUCGCUCGUCCCUGGUGUGUGUGGAUGCUGAGGACUUCUCCAAGGUCACGGUGCUGCCUACACCGCAGCUGUUCCCUGAUCUGGACUCUGUAUCCCACCUCUGUAUCGACUGGUCGUCCCUCAACUGGUACCUGUCCGACGAGGCCCGCGAGGCCCUGUACGUGUGCGAGCCGGGCCUGCGUUACUGCCGCGUGCUGUGGGACUCCGGCCUGUCCAAACUGCGAGGACUGGCCGUUGACCCCGCCGCAGGACUAAUGUUCUGGAGUGUGUGGGGGGCGGCGGCCCCCGGUGUGAUGGCGGCGUCCCUGUCGGCUCGGGGCGCGCGCUCCCUGGCCGACACCCGCCUGGUGUACCCCGCGGCCCUGACCGCCGACCUGGCCGCCCGCCACCUCUACUGGGCGGACGCGUACCUCGACUGUGUCCAGCGAGUCAACUAUGACGGCUCACACAGAAUCACCGUGCGCAAGGGAUAUGUGAGUCAGAAGCUGCAGGGCAUGUCAGUUCUCGGCAGUCGCCUGUACUUGCCGGUGUGGAAUAACAGUUCGGUGGCGGUGGUGUCCCUCAGGAGGGUUCACGGCUACUCCUACUACGUCGAGCUGCCGUCCAGACCCACGGCCGUCCUCGUCUACCAUCCGCACAGACAGCCGCCCUUAUCUCACCCGUGCUCCAGUAACCGUGGCGGCUGUUCCCACAUCUGCAUCACUUCUUACCGCUCGACCGGCUCCCCUCACGCCCUGUGUGUUUGUGCACACGGGUACAGACUCACGGGACACGGCGACUGCGAACGCGUGGAGGUGGAGAGCUACCUGGUCGUAUCCCGCGGGUCGCCGCCCCAGGUGAGCGGCGUCCCGCUGGUGGGCGAGGGCGCGCGGCUGGGGGCGGGGGCGAAGCCCGACGUGCAAGACUGGGAACCCUUCGUGCCCGCAACACACGCCGCACGACCCACGGCCGCUGACGUGGACUUGGCGGAACAGAAACUGUACUACUGUGAUGUACACAGAUACGAGAUCGUCCGCCAGAACCUGGACGGCUCGGGCCGGGAGGUGUUCGUGGAAGAAGACGUCGACAACUGCGAGGGUCUCGCGGUGGACUGGAUGGGCGGUAACUUGUACUGGACGGACGACGCCCUCGGGCAGCUGAACGUGGCCAGGAUGAGGGGCGAGGCGCGGGGAGCCAGGCUCGUCCUCAUGAGGGAGGCCGCCGCACACCCGCGGGCCAUCACCCUCGACCCAGCUAAUGGCGUGAUGUACUGGUCGGAGUGGUGGAGCGCGGGUCCGUCCGGCGGGCGGAUCCUCUCGGGCUCCAUGGACGGCUCUGGGCGCCGCCCGCUCAUCACGGACGACCUCCGCUGGCCGGCGGGGCUGGUGCUGGACUCUCCCCACAUGACGCUAUACUGGUGCGACACCUAUUUGAAUAAGUUGGAGCGUGUGCGAGUGACGUCCUCGGGGGAGAAGGCCCCGGGCGCUGUCAGGGAGCUGGUGGCGGCUCUCACCAAACAACUGCCGAUACUGAAGCCCUACGGCCUGGCGCUGUAUGAAGAUUGGUUGAUAUGGAGCGAGCACGGCUCGGGCCUGGUCCGCCGUGUGCUGGUCCACAACACCUCCCUCGUGCAGACCUUGAGGGCCUUUCCCCCGCCGCUGUACGACAUACGACUGGUGACGGCGGCCUCCAGGACCGGUAAAAACGCGUGUUCCUUCAACAACGGUGGUUGUUCGGAGUUGUGCUUGGCCACGGUGGGCGGCGGGCGGCGGUGUGCGUGCGGGGACGGGAGGCAGGCCGAGGUCGGCGGGGGCUGCGGGAGCAAUGCCACGGGGAUCUCGCUCUGUGACCAGGGGAGCUUCGACUGCGGACACGGUCGCUGUAUCAACGCGAGCCUGGUGUGUGACGGUGACAAGGACUGUCCCAACGGCUCCGACGAGGACGCCUCCGCCAAUGGACCCUGCGCAAACGUGACGUGCGUCGACGAUCAGUUCAUGCGGUGUGACACCAACCGCUGUAUACCGAAGAGUUGGGCGUGCGACGGGAUGAAAGACUGUGCCGACGGUGAAGACGAGACGUCGUCGUGGUGCAGGGCGGCGGCGUGCGGCGCGGCUCAGUGGGCGUGCGGGCACUCCGGGCGCUGCAUCCCGGCCGCCUGGCGCUGUGACGGCGCCGCGGACUGCGGGCCCGGGGACCGCUCCGACGAGAGUGACUGCGCCGCCCCGGACUGCGCCGCCGGCUCCUUCCGCUGCGGCCCGGGAGCUUGUGUGCCCUGGGAGUACGUCUGCGACGGACACGCCGACUGCAAGGACGCGGCCGACGAGCGAGCCUGUCCCGCCGCGCCCGCCCCGCCCCUACCCUCCGACCUGACCCCAUACGGACACAUUCACCAUCAAAAUAACAGCGAGAAGCAUGGCCUGUGCGAGGAACACGAGUUUCAGUGUAACAACAGAGAGUGUAUACGACAGGAAUUCCGCUGCGACUCCAGAGUCGAUUGUCUCGACGGGUCGGACGAGCAGGGCUGUACGUCGAUACACAGCACUCCGGCCACCACCACCACCACCGCCUUCACUACCACCGAAGCGGCUAAGGACGAGUGCGCUCUGCCAUCCAUGAGGUGCGAUAACAACUCACGCUGUGUGCCGCUGCAGCAGCAGUGUGACGGAAGCAUGGACUGCGGCGACGGAGCCGACGAGGCCGACCGAUGUGGAGAGCCCAUGUGUCUGGUGGCCGCCUGCUCCCACUCCUGUCACCCCACACCCCGGGGACCCGCGUGUUCGUGUCCGCCACCUCUUGUACUGAAGGAGGACGGGUACACCUGCGCUCAGGCGCACCCCUGUACCGCCUGGGGGGUGUGCAGUCAGACCUGCAGACCGCACAAAGACCGCUACAAAUGCACCUGCUACAAGGGCUACCGGCUGGCGGACGACGGCUUCACUUGCAAGAGUACAGAGGCGGGGCGCGCCCUGUUGGUGUUCAGCACGAGGCACGAGGUGCGCGGCGUGGAGCUGCCGGCCCUAAGGGCGCGGCCGCUGCUCUCCGCGCUUAGGAACACGAUCGCACUGGACUGGCGCCGCGGACCGGACGGGCUGCAGCUGUACUGGACGGACGUGGUGGAUGACGCCGUGUACCGCGGAACGCUGGCCGACGACACCGUGGCCGCCGUGGAGACGGUGGUGAGGAGGGGACUCACCACGGCGGAGGGACUCGCGGUCGACUGGGUCGCCGGGAACCUCUACUGGGUCGAGGGCAGUCUGCAUCAGAUAGAGGUCGCGUGCCUGGAUGGAAGGUAUCGGCGCACGCUGAUCACAGGAGACAUGGACAGCCCGCGAGCCAUCGCCCUGGACCCCAACGCAGGUUACAUGUUCUGGAGUGACUGGGAGGCGGCCGCUCCUCGAAUAGAGCGGGCAUCUCUAGCGGGACGGGACCGCCGCGUGGUGGUGCGGGUGGGCGACGGCAGCGGCGAGGUCGCGGGGGACGGGAUGAAGGGGGCGCUCCCCAACGGACUGGCGCUGGACCUGCCAGCGCGCCGCCUGUACUGGGUGGACGCGCGAGCUGACUCGCUCCAGUGUGCGGACUACUCGGGUGGCGACCGGCGGCUGGUGCUGAAGGGUCAUCCGUCGCUGGCUCAUCCGUUCGCGGUGACGGUGUUCGAGUCUCACGUGUACUGGACCGACUGGAGGUCCAACAGCGUGGUCCGCGCUAACAAGUGGAAUGGAAGCGAUGUGGUGGUCGUGCAGAGGACGCUCACACAACCCUUCGAUGUCAAGGUGAUCCACCCGAGUCGUCAGCCCCGCAGUGAUCACAACCCUUGCACGAACAACGGGAACUGUUCCCACUUGUGUCUGAUCGACUCCGCUACCGACCGCGUCUGCGCCUGUCCGCACCUCAUGAGACUCACACACGAUAACAGGACUUGUGAAGUGUUCGAGGUGGUGGUAGUGGUGUCCCAGAGUGGGGUUGUGCGUGGUGUGUGGGCUGCAGACGGCGGGCCCGCGCUGGCGUCUCUGGCCGGGCCGCAAUUGGCCUCACCUGCCUCGCUCGCUCCACUCACGACAGAUUACGAGAUAUACUGGGCCGAUACUGAGACGAACGAGAUCAAGUCAGCAGACGUGCGGUCGGGUCGCGUGCGUACAGUGUGCGACGCGGGUGUGCGAGCUCCGCGUGCGCUGGCGCUGGACUGGGCGGCGCGGGUGCUGUACGUGCCGCUGAGGGGCGGACUGGCUGCCGCCGGCCUGCAAGGGGAACACGCCACCGUGCUCAUCGAGAACGUGGAACCGACCGCCAUGGCCGUCCAUCCUCUCAGAGGCGAGUUGUUCUGGGCGACCGGAGACGUCAGUGGCGGUGGUGGGGGUGAGCGGGUGGAGCGGUCUCGGGGUGACGGCUCCCAGCGUCGCGUCCUGCUGAAGGCAGAAAAAGACACACAUCUAGGAGGAGUCAUCGGUAUGUCUGUGGAUAUAAAAUCAAACCGCCUGUACUGGGUGAACCAGAACUCGGCCACCAUACAGUACAUGGACCUGGACACGGAGCGAGUCACCACGUUACCUCUACCCUUAGGGUCUCGUCCUCGCGCCCUAGACGUGUUCGACCAGCAGAUGGUGUGGGCGGACGAGGCUACCGGCACCCUGCAGACGUGUCCGCCAGACCACUGUACACAAGCAGACAUCAUGAGGAACAACACCGAGGGUGUUCUCUCCCUGGCCGUGUUCGACGCGGCUCGCCAGCAGGGCGCGAACCGGAGCGCCUGUGCCUUGAGGAAGAAGCCUUGCAGCCAGCUCUGCCUGGCGUUGUCCGCUACCGAGUCCACCUGCCGCUGCGCCACAGGAUAUACCGCCAACGGCACCGACUGUAUACCGUCAGACGACGUGUUAGUGUACUCCUUGAGCUGGGAACUCCGUGGUGUGUCGCUGCAACAGUCCCCGCAGGACGCGCUGCCUCCAGUGCCGCAGGUCGCCUGCGCUGCUGUCAUCGACUACGAUUCUGAUGGUGAAUGGAUCUACUGGGCUGACCCGGAGGGCGGCGCGGCGUGGCGUGCGGGGCGGGCGGGCGGCGGUCGUCAACGUGUGCUGCUGCAGGCUUCUGCUGGCGGUGCUGCAGACUCUCUCUCAGCACUCGCCCUCGACCCUCUCGCCAAACAGCUGUACGCGGCCGAUGCGGCCAGGGCCCUACUCCUCCUGGCUCGAGCUGAUGGUAGCCAUCGCUACGUCCUGAGAGACACCAGCCCGCUCGUUGUCACUACGUUGGUCUUGGACCCGUGGGCUGGCUGGAUGUUCCUGGGCGGGGGAGGCUGGAUCGAACGCGCUCGGCUUGACGCGUCCUCCCCCUCCCUCCUCUACAACGGGACCGCGCUGACGGACAUAGCGCUGGACGUACGGGACCAGCUGUUGUAUUGGACGGACACCUGGGACGUGUCCCUGUGGUGCAUGAGGUACGACGGCGGGGGGCGGCGGAGGGUGCACGCGGGCGCCCCGCUCCAGCACCCAGUGGCAGCCGUGGUGCACGCCGGACGCCUGUACUGGCUCGACACGGCUCUGGAACACGGCAGCGUGGCCGCGGCGCCCCUCACCAACAUCAGCGACUACCGCCUGCUGGCCGACCAUCAAGGAGACAGCCUCAAAGAUCUCAUGAUCUGGUCGAAGUCUUCCCGCUCGGAGUUGGAGGUGCGGAACCCGUGCGCGAACAACUACUUCGACUGCGAGGCUCUGUGUCUGUGGGACGGACACACGGCCCGCUGCGCCUGUCCUCACGGAGACCUCGCCACCAACGGGAAGAACUGCACACCGUACACGUCUUUCUUGAUGUACUCCCGGGUCAACAUGAUAGACACCAUCCACCUGGCCAGCGACAAGGAACUCAACUCGCCCUACCCGCCCAUUGACAAUAAGACCUUAAUGCGUAACGCGAUCGCCCUGUCCUACGAGUACUCCACCUCCACCGUGUUCUACUCCGACAUACAGCGCGGCUCGCUCCUGGCCGUGCACUUCAACGGGUCACGUCACAGGGAGAUCUUGCAGAAGGUGGGGUCCGUGGAGGGCAUGGUGUUCGCUCGUGAGGAGCGCACUUUGUACUGGACGUGCGCCUCCGCCCCCGCCCUGCGAGCCGUCCACGUGCCGGGGCUGGAGGACGAGCCCAUGACCACCAGGGGCAGACGAGUCCGGACCGUGCUCAUGUUGAAGACGGGCGACAGGCCCAGGGGGAUCGACUACGACCCCUGUGAAAAACGAAUAUACUGGACGAACUGGAACCAGACGCACCCUGCGAUCGAGCGCGUGUACGCGAGCGGGCGCGGCCGCCAGGCGCUGGUCACACGAGACAUACUGAUGCCCAACGGACUGGCCUUGGAGCACGAGGCACGUCUGUUGUACUGGGCGGACGCCAGGCUCGACAAACUGGAGAGGAUGAGAUACGACGGCAGUCACAGGAGGGUGGUGACCCGUGCGCGCUCCGAGCACCCCUUCGCCGUGGCCGCGGGCGGCGGCUGGGUCGCCUGGACCGACUGGCUGGCUCGCGGCGUGUUCGCAGCCGAACGAGGAGGAGGCGCCGUGCGCGCGCUGCGGACCGACGUGCCCAGACCCUGCGCUGUCGUGCUCGUCGCGCCACAUCAACAGACCUGUUCGUCGGACCCGUGCGCCGUCAUGAACGGCGGGUGUGCCGAGCUGUGUGUGGUGGACUCCAACCGGCAGGCGUCGUGCGCGUGCGGCGCGGGGCGUGUGCUGGCCCGGGACGGGCGCGCGUGUGCUCGGCCGGACAUGUCGUGCACGCCGGGGCAGUUCGCGUGUGCUGAGGGCCCGUGCCUGCCGCAGCACCUGGUGUGUGACGGCAUCCCGCACUGCGCCGGGGACACGGACGCCAGCGACGAAGACCUCUACUACUGCACGUCUCGCGUGUGUCCCGUGGGCUGGAUGAGCUGUGGUGCGGGCGGGCGGUGCGCGGCUCCGGAGCAGAGGUGUGACGGCCGCGUGGACUGCGACGACGGCUCCGACGAGUUGGACUGUGACUGCUCCGUGGAACAGUACAGGUGUGACGACGGCUCCUGUGUGGAGGUGGGGGCUCGAUGUGACGGGGUGUCGCAGUGUCCGGACGGCUCGGACGAGGCGGAGUGUCCGCGCUCGGCGUGCGAUGUGCCCGACGCGAGGAGCUGCGCCAGCGGGGAGCAGUGUUACGGCGGGGACGCCAGGUGUGACGGACACCUGGACUGCGACGACGGCAGCGACGAGGCCGACUGUGCAGAGAGUACGCUGGCUCCGAGUUUCGACGGCUCGGAUGGUUUCGAGGAGCAACCGGUACAGAGCUGCAGCGACAACCAGUUCCAGUGCGGGGGGAGUGGGGAGAGUGGGGGGGACGUGGUGGAGUGCAUCCCCCUUGCCUGGCGGUGUGACGGACGAGCAGACUGCACGGACGGAUCGGACGAGACUACACACUGCGGUCACCGGGAGUCGUCCGCGUGCGGGCCGGACUCGUUCCGCUGCGUGUCCGGGGAGUGCGUGCCCGCCGUGUCCCGGUGCUCGGGCUCCCCGCAGUGCGCGGACGGCUCGGACGAACGAGGCUGCGACUGUGCCCCGGGAACCUUCCGCUGUGCGCUCUCCGAGACUUGUCUCCAGACUAGUCUAUACUGUGAUGGUGAUGCCGACUGCGAGGACGGGUCCGACGAGCCCCCGGGCUGCUCUGCUCCCGUGACCACGAGCACGGCCUCCCCGGUGGGGUCUAUAAUCCCCCAUACCUCCCACAACUCCUCGUUCGCCAGCGAGCUGUGUGCCGGCGAGCCGGGGUCGUUGUACUGCAGGGGUCGCUGCAUCCCCGCGGCUCUCGUCUGCGACGGCCGCGACCACUGCGAGGACCAGCCUGACGGACCCGGCAGCGAUGAGGACCCCGUCAUGUGCUCGUCGUUCGCGGCGUCGUUCGGGUCGUCGGCGGAGGCGGCGGUGUCGGCGGGCUGUGUCCGCGGCGAGUGGCGCUGCGGUAACGGCGCCUGUGUGCCCCGACGCGCCCUGUGCGACGGACGGGACUCCUGCGGCGACUUCACGGACGAGUGGCAUUGCAACAUCAACGAAUGCCUCAUCCUCAACGGCGAGUGUGGUCACAACUGCACGGACCUGCCGGUGGGGCGCGCGUGCUGGUGUCGGGCUGGCUGGAGGCUAUCGGGCCGAGGCUGCACGGAUGUGGACGAGUGUCGCGAGGACCGGCCCUGCGACCACGGCUGUAGGAACACACCCGGCAGCUUCGUCUGCACCUGCAGCAGGGGAUACAGGCUGAUGGAAGAUGGAUCCAGCUGCAUGCCUGUGUCUGACAUAAAAGCAUCUUUGAUAUUCACAAACCGCUACUACAUCCGUCGCACCAGCAUCGUGGAGGAGGAGAGCUCGGAGGCGGCUGUGACGUCACUGCUCGUCCACAACCUCACUAACGCGGUAGCGCUGGACGCGCUGUGGGACCGGGGCUGUCUGCUGUGGAGUGACGUCACGCGGCUGGGCUCCUCCAUCAAGAAGCUGUGCGGGGUGACGGAGGGCGAGGCAGCGGCGGACGCGGGGCGGGCGGGGGCGCGGGUCCUCGCGGGGGCGACGCUACAGAACCCCGACGGGCUUGCGGCGGACUGGGUGGCCGGAAACGUUUACUGGUGCGACAAGGGUACCGACAGCAUCGAGGUGGCCAGGCUGGACGGCAGACAUCGCCGGGUGCUGCUGCGGGAGGGACUCUCCGAACCCAGGGCCCUCGCACUGCUGCCGCAACAAGGAUACAUGUACUGGUCCGACUGGGGCUCGUCUGCUCACAUCGGCCGCGCCGGCAUGGACGGCUCGGGACCCUCCAUCAUCAUCCGAGGUCUGGGCUGGCCCAACGCCCUGUCGCUGGCGCCGGCCUCCGGGGAACUGUUCUUCGCUGACGCCAGGGAAGACUACAUAGCUGUGGCUGAUCUAGACGGAUCACAUGUGCGAGUUUUGUUCUCAAGAGAUCGUAUGCCGUGGCUGCCCCUGCACCACGUGUUCGCGCUGGGCGUGUGGGCCGGCCGCGUGUACUGGACGGACUGGGAGACGCGCGCGCUGCACUCCUGUAGGAGGACACCGCACCGAGCGUACAAUGAGUCCUGGGGCGGCGGGCCGGCCGCGGGCGGCGCUUUGAGGUGUCGUGUUGAGGCGCGCGCCGUUCACAAACCUAUGGACUUGCGGGUGUUGCAUCCCGCACGACAACCGCCGCAAAGGGAACUAACGGCGCUCUGCGAGAAGUUAAACUGUACGGGUCUGUGCCUGCUGUCUCCGCUGGAGGGCGGCGCCACUGCUCACUGCGCGUGCCCCGAACACUUCGUGCUGGGAGCGGACGGUCGCUCGUGUUCCCCUAACUGCACGUCCGCCCACUUCGUGUGUCGCUCGUCCUUGAAGUGUAUCCCGUUCUGGUGGCGUUGCGACACACAGGACGAUUGCGGCGACGGGUCGGACGAGCCGGCCUCGUGUCCCGCCUUCCGCUGCUCCCCGGGACAGUUCCAGUGCGCCAACUCCCGCUGCGUCCACCCCGCCCACAUAUGUGACGGCGUGCAGCAGUGCGGGGACGGCAGCGACGAGCGGGACUGCGACGCCUUCACGUGCCUCGCCGCUCAGUUCAAGUGUCCGGCGGCCGGCCGGGCGCCCGCCAGGUGCGUGCCCUCCGAGGCGCGCUGUAACGGAGAGAAAGACUGCGCCGGGGGCGAGGACGAGAAAGACUGCCCGCCCGUCAGCUGUCCGCCGCAUACUUUCCUUUGCGGCUCGGGUGCGUGUGUUCCUCAAGUGUGGGUGUGUGACGGAGACGCCGACUGUAGCGACGGGUCCGACGAGCGCGGCUGCUCUUCCCGUCAGUGUGCUCGCGGGGAGUUCCGUUGUGCGUCGGGUCGUUGCGUGCCGCGAGAGUGGCUCUGUGACGGCGAGGCUGACUGUCCCGCGCUGGAAGACGAGGCACGCUGCGACGCUCAUGCCGCCUGCGAGCCCACCUAUUUCCGCUGCGCUGAUAUGCGCUGCAUCCCCGGGCGCUGGCGGUGCGACUUCGAGGAGGACUGCGCCGACGGCUCGGACGAACGAGGCUGCACGCCCAGGAACUGCUCCGAGUCUGAGUUUCGCUGCGAUAAUGGAGAAUGUAUCAGAGGAGCGCUGCGGUGCUCGGGGGCCGCGGACUGCGCCGGCGGGGAGGACGAGCGAGCCUGCGCCGCCGCCUGCCCGACCAGCGCUAAACUGUGCACGCACUCGCAGGAGUGCCUGCAAAAUGAGUGGUGGUGUGACGGGGAGGUGGACUGCGCAGAUGGCUCGGACGAAGACAACUGUACUUCUAGCGCCACGACGAUGGCCACUCACGCAGCUGCGACCCUGGAUUGCGGGACACGUUUACGUUGUGGUGGUGUCGGUGGUGGGGGGUGGUGCGCUCCGAGCGCGUGGCGCUGCGACGGUCGGCGUGACUGUGCCGACGGGUCGGACGAGGAGGCAGGGAUGUGUCGACACACCGUCUGCCCUCCGCCCAUGGUCCGCUGCGGAGAGAACACCUGCAUCCCACCCCAUCUGCUCUGCGACGGUUUCAGAGAUUGCGCUGAUGGCUCCGACGAAAAUCCACUCCUUUGUAGCCGUAGCCGCAGUCGCUCGGAGUCCUUGUGUCCUCGUGACCAACAGCUGUGCGGGGACGGUCGAUGCGCGCCAGCGAACGCUCCCUGUCCCUCCGAGAGCGGCUGCACUUGGCGCACGUGCUCGCAGCUCUGUCUGCCCAAGCACGCGCACAAUCACACCUGCAAAUGCGUGGCCGGAUACAAGCAACAUCAGCUGGCGGACGGAACCUUCACGUGCGAGGCCACAGGUGAAAAGGCGAAAGUGUUGGUAGCAUCGAGCGGGGCCCUCAAACUGCUGGAGCUUCACAAGCACGAACACGAGCCGCUGGUCGCCACGCCGCACUACAACGAGACCGUGGAGAUAGUAAGCGUGUGCUCGGCUCCGGUGGGCGGCGUGUGGUGGGCGUGGUGGGCGGACGGCCACGGCCGCAUCCGUCGUGUCCGGCUCGUGGCGGCUCGUGGUAAGCUGUCCCCCGGAGUCCCGGCUCGGUCGCCGCCGCUGCCCGACUCGUCACCAGACAUGCGCGAGGCGGAGACCGUGGUGGAGGACGCCGGCACUGUCCGCGGGGUGGCCGUGGACCCCUUGGCCGAGAGACUCUACUGGACCAGUGUUCACGGGACGGAGGGGUCCUGGGUGGUGGGAACCGUGCACGCUGCCAUGUUGGACGGCAGGCGACGGGUCACUCUGUGGAGACAACCGGGAGCAGAGCCCGAUGACCUGGUCAUAUCACUGGAGACUGGCGAGCUUUUCUGGUCGGAACGUGGGUCGUGGGGCCGCGUGUGGAGCGCCCGUCUCCACGGCGGGGGAGUCCGCACCGCAGUCUCUCACGGUCUGCGGCGGCCGACCGCCCUGGCGCUGCUCGGCCCCGCCCUCAGACUCUUCACCCUGGACGCUCACCGCGGCGUGCUACGCAGCGACGCGCUGAGCGGGACCGCCACCGUCGUGCACGCCGUGUUCGAGUCGGACGCCGCGCCACAACACGACGUGCCCACAUAUAAAGACGGUGCUCCGGUAUCGCUGAGCGGUCGGUCGUGUUCCCGCAUGGUGGUGUGGGAGGAGCACGUGUGGUGCGGCACUCCGCGGGGGCUACUGUCCGUGCCGCGGCGCCCCCGCCCCGCCCGCUCCCCGGCCGCCCCCGCCUCGGUCCACCUGCCGCGACACAGGGCUCCUGUGUCCGCCCUGGCUGUACUUCACCCCGCUCUGUUCUCUAUACUCGCUAACGCGGAGGAUCCCUGCAAGCUGUCCGACGGCCGGGAGUCCUGUCACCCCAGCGCUCUGUGUGUGCGGACAGGCCUCAAGGAGGGCGAGGCGCGGGCCUGCCUGUGUCCCGACGGACUGCAGCCCACCACCGACAUCAACGAUGAUGUGGUGAGGUGCGUGGUGUCGGUGUCUACCCCGUCUCCCCCCUGCUCUUUGCCGUGUUCCCCGGGCGCGUGCGUGGUGCUGGGCGGGCAGGCGGCGUGCUCGUGCCCCGCGCUGUUCUCCGGCUCGCUGUGUCAGCACUACCGCUGCGUGGACCACUGCGGACCCCACGCCCGCUGUCACGUGCUGCCCGAAAACGAUCACGCUCACGUCGGCGACCACGACCUCCCGCCCUUGACUUGCACAUGUUACCCGGGUUGGACCGGGGAGCGCUGCGACAGGCAGAUGGAAGCGAGCGACACGCGCGACAACGAGGCGCACACGGACGACACGCGACACGAGGACCGGGGCGGGGCACACGGGGUGGAGGACGAGUGCGCGAGGUGUGAGAACGGCGCCUCCUGCGAGAGGGGCCCGGGCGGCGUCACGUGUCGCUGCACUUCGCAAUAUACCGGUCCUCGCUGUACGGAGUGCGCCGGCGGAGCCCCGGGCGCCGCGUGUCGCCAGAGAGAAGCCGAGCUGUGCCGAGACUACUGCUACAAUAAUGGCUCGUGUUCGUUGUCGGCGGGCGCCGUGGCCGGGGAGCGUGUGGCGCAGUGCUCGUGCGUGGCGGGCUGGACCGGCGCCAGGUGUGAGCUGAGAGAUGAUGCUGCUGGAGGGACAGCUGAAUGGGGCUCGUGUACGGGCUCGUGUGCCCACGGCGGGCGCUGUGUGUCGGGCGUGGGCGGGGGAGCGUGCGCGUGCGCAGGCGCCUGGGGCGGCUCGCGCUGCAGGCACUACGUGGGCCAUGACAACGCCUGUGUGGCCAGAGCCUGCGCCCCUCCAGCUGUAUGCGUCUGGAAAGCCUCCGACAAUCCAUCUGAGCCGGGGACUCCUUACUGCGCCUGUUCAGAGGGCGUCCAGUGUUCCGACACUGGUGUGGGGGCGGAGGGCGCGGGCUGGGGCACCGCCGGCGGGGCAGCACUCCUCGCCCUGGCUGCUGUACUGGCAGUGCUGCUAGCGGCGCUAUACGUAGCCCACCGCCGGAGACACGGCGCGUUCGUCCACGCCCGCCUGUCGGAGGGAGUGGGCGAGGGUCUGGAGAUCAGUAACCCGAUGUACCUCGCCGGAGACGACGACCACGACACGGACACGCGCGACACACGGAAUAACGGCGGAAAUCACUUCGCGAAUCCCAUAUAUGAUAGUAUGUACGCACCGCAAGACACUAACCCCAGCGAGGUAAUGUUACAGACGGUAGAUAUGACGGGACGGACGGACACACACACGCACAGACAGGACCGACACUAGACACUACACCCACCACGACACACAGACACACUGACACUGUAGCUCCGUACAGAGAAGACGUCCGGUGACCGCGACCAGUAGAGUAGACUGUAGACUUGUAUGAGAUGGGAUAUAUAUCAUUACAUCCGACCUUAGAGAUUACAGUAGAGUAGUGACGGAUAGAGAGGGUGAUGAGGGUGGAGGGUGCGGGGUGCGGAGUGUAGGGCCGUUGUGGGUUGCAGGAGCAGGCGUCGCUACUGGAGGCGCCUCGGCGAGCCACGCCGUGACCGCCCCCGCAGCCAGAGUACGUGUGAUCCGCCUGGAGCCGCCCGCCGCCGACCCCUGGCUCUAGCCAACUCGUGCCAAACAUAUCUUCUUCACUCGCAUCGUCAUGUAACUAUAGCCUCAGCACAAACUGUCACUAGCUCAAAUCCUACGACUUUCCCUUAUUUAUUGACGUGUCCAGGACACGGGUACCUUUCGUUUGUUUCGUUCACGAACCUUCAUACCUUAUUUAAGUCUCAGAGCGUGUGCAGGUCAGACGAGUCAUUGUUUAAGAUUAUUUUUAUAUUUAUAUUGUGACGGAGUUCAGUCUGUUGAAGCUCAGUUCGAUGAAUGUGAUGUAUUUACCGUCAGGACCCUACACUUAGCGAGUCGAGUUAGUACAAUUGUUUAGUUUAGUUCGUACGCAGCAGAUGUCGCUGUUCACUAAUCUAUAAUUCGUGCCAUAUCUUGCGAGAAUAUUUCCAUCGAUUGCUAAAUCGAUUUCCGUAACCGGAACAAUUACACCGUUGGCUCGAUCACUUUGAUCGCACGACGCACGAUUAGGAAUUAAUGGUUGUAUAUAAAAUAUAAUAAACGAAGCUCAUCAGCUCAGGGCCUCGCGGCGACCGCGGCCACCGCGCGCCGGAGAGGACCCGCGAACGAAUUUUCUUCCCCUUAUCAUAGUCCUAAGAAUGUAUUGUAAGAUGUAAUAAAAACGAAAUAAAACAAAAUUAAAUCUGA